AUGGAUACUAAUCAAACCUGUCUUGUUUUAAUCGCUGAUGUGGCCAUUCGUCAGAGUGAUGAGUUCUUAAAACAGCUAUGUAUCACCAGCAUCGUGCUCAAUAUCAUACUGGGAAUAACAGCUACUUUAUUAAAUGGACUGAUAAUCGUCGCCAUCUUGAGAUCCCAGAACCUCCAAACACCUUCUUAUUUGCUGAUAACAAGUUUGGCUUUCACUGAUCUUCUAGUUGGUUUAGUUUAUCAUCCRUUUUUUACUAUCUUCAGCAUGUCUCUGUUAAGGAGGAACUACCAACUCAUAUGUAAUCCCGAAAUACCUUUAUAUAUGUUCUUUGAUGUAAUCAUACUAGCUCUGGGAGGAAUUGCGUUCAUUACCAAUGCCUUCAUCAGUAUAGACAGAUAUUUAGCGCUGACUCUAAGACACCGAUAUAGAACUCAAGUGACUAAAAAGAGAGCUGUUAUCCUAAUCUCAGUUCUAUGGACUGGAAAUAUUUCCUKUGCUGUUUUCUUGARAGUGAUUAAAAGUUYKUCACUAGAACAGAAAGUUCUACCACUAGCAGUCUUUGAAGCGGUACUUUUGGCAAYAACCAGUGUGUACUACGCAAAGUCCUUUAUGUCCCUGCAYCGCUACACAUCACAWAUACGAGCAAAUCAACCCAAUUCCAUACAAGGCAACUUUGAUGUUGUGAAAUACAAAAAGACCUUGAAGACAAUGGUCGCCAUUUUGGUUUGCCUUCUACUUUGCUGUGUACCUGGCGCUGUGUUGUUGUUUGUGCGAUAUAUYAUAGGAGAGGAAAAUAGGUUUACGUUGAUUUGUGCUGCAAUAGGUUUUUUUGCUUUUUCAGUCAACUCCACAUUAAACCCAUUGAUCUAUCUCACAAGAUUUACAGAUAUACGCCAGGAGUGUAAAAAAGUUUUGAAAUUGAGAUAGAUUUGACUGCUUCUUUGUUUAUUUAACUGACUUUACUUUUUGAAUUUCGACAUUUUAAAUGAACUCUCAUUUAUUAGUUGUUAGUAGAAAAUAAUAAAAGUUCGGGCUUGUAAUGGAGACGGCAUUAAUUAUUAUAUAUUGUGUGUAAUCAUAUAAAAAAAUGUUUUAWAUUAUUUUAGAUCAGUUAAGAUGUCUCUGAGAUAUUG
Molecule: messenger RNA, 1133 nt
Organism: Exaiptasia diaphana
Lineage: Eukaryota; Metazoa; Cnidaria; Anthozoa; Actiniaria; Aiptasiidae
Product: trace amine-associated receptor 13c-like
Exons: 1
Coding region: 1-927 (308 amino acids)
Biological process (GO): G protein-coupled receptor signaling pathway
Cellular component (GO): membrane
Molecular function (GO): G protein-coupled receptor activity
Source: RefSeq, a predicted model, not a curated record